Lutzomyia longipalpis is the source of this 1367-nucleotide messenger RNA. It is a transcript of the gene Sfxn1-3, whose product is annotated as sideroflexin-1-3. The record is from RefSeq and is a predicted model, not a curated record. Gene Ontology annotation, cellular component: mitochondrial inner membrane. Gene Ontology annotation, molecular function: monoatomic ion transmembrane transporter activity. The transcript has 4 exons. Bases 273 to 1235 code for a protein of 320 amino acids. Gene Ontology annotation, biological process: serine import into mitochondrion; monoatomic ion transport. Lineage: Eukaryota; Metazoa; Arthropoda; Insecta; Diptera; Psychodidae.
GUGUACAUGCAGCGCCCUCAUCUUGCAGUGGGGUGUUUGUAAAUUACAGCAGCUGAUUAGAAAUUUUUAGAAAAAUUGUGAUAACAACAUUUUCAGCUCGUCCAGUGAUUAAAUUUGAUUAGCAGGGUACGCAGUCUUGUGCUGCAACCAUUGAGCUUUAAAUUCUCUGUGAAAACAUCACGAGGUGUGGUUUUUGGCUCCCCGAAGCACGAUUCCUCACAUCCUCAUCCUCACAAGUAAUACGAUAAAUUGAUUAAAGAACAAGCCCAGCAAUGUCCUCACUUCCGCGCGUGAAUCUCGAUGAGCCACGAUAUGACCAAAGCACGUACCUCAAUCGAGCUAAACAUUUUAUCAUUCUAACCAAUCCCCUCAACGUCUUUGUGUCCAGCAGCGAACUCGAUCGGUCUGCCAAGACGGUCCAGGACUACAAAGCUGGGAAUCCAGUUGAGGCAAAGAGCAUCAAUGAGAUUUGGCGCGCAAAGUAUCUGUACGACUCAGCCUUUCACCCGGAAACGGGUGAGAAGAUGAUCAUCAUUGGGCGAAUGUCUGCCCAAGUGCCGAUGAACAUGAUGAUUACAGGGUGUAUGAUGACCUUCUACAGGUCCACUCCGGCUGUGGUGUUCUGGCAGUGGCUCAAUCAGUCUUUCAAUGCCCUCGUGAACUACACAAAUCGCUCAGGAUCGUCACCGAUAAGCAACAAUCAGCUUCUCACGUCCUACUGCCUGGCCACUGGUGGUGCUCUUGUCACGGCUCUCUCCCUCAAUCGCCUCUGCAAGUCCGCACCACCACUUGUGGGUCGCCUUGUACCCUUGGCAGCUGUUGCAGCUGCCAAUUGCAUCAAUAUCCCCAUGAUGAGGAUGCAGGAACUCAAGCAGGGUGUUGAGUUGUACGAUGAUAACAACAAUCGCGUUGGGGUGAGCAUUAAUGCGGCUCAAAAGGGAAUUACAGCUGUUGUGCUGAGCAGAAUAAGUAUGGCAAUGCCCGGAAUGGUCUUUACACCCAUGCUGGCGACAUUCCUGGAAAAGAAGGGAGUCCUCAAGCGCUUCCCGUGGGCCAAUGCACCCAUUCAGAUGCUCUUCUGUGGCUUGUGCCUCACCUUUGCCACACCCCUCUGCUGUGCCCUCUACAGCCAAAAGGCCAGCAUUCGUGUGGAUCAGCUGGAACCGGAAGUGCAGGAGAAUGUGAAGAAAAUCUCCCCUGACGCCCAGGUGGUGUACUUCAACAAGGGACUGUAAAGAAGCUUUUCCUGCAGCUGCGAAUUGUUGUCAAGCAAUAGUUGAAAUGCAUUUUUGUUGUCAUUUAAUUAAAUUUCUGUCUUUUUUGUACAAAUUAUCCAAAAUUUAUUAAAAAUAUUUUUUUUUGGAAAA